AGUGUCUCGCCACCAGUCUGGACAGGAGGAAUGGAUGUAACCUGUGCCUCACCAUCACUGGGCAGUGGGCACCGACCUGGGACUGUGUGAGCAGCGCAUCCCGAGCCCCACCAUCAGGACCUCAGGCAGCGCAGGCCAAUUCUUCUGAGAGUGAAAAAAAAAUGGCAUCUUCUACAAAGCCCACAUCCUCCUCUAAAAAGAGAGUAAAAAUCCACCCAAACACAGUGACUGUGAAAUACACAUCUCACUACCCACAGCCUGGGGAAGAGGGUUACGAGGACAUGUACGAAGACGGUGGGAAUUAUGUUGAAGAUAACCCAAAGAAAAAACUGUUGGGUGCCACUAAGAACCGAGGGAGGACAUUCUUUGGGACGAUCGCGACUUCAUCAGAAGGACAAAAAGACACUGAGAUGGGACAACAACCACAACCACCACAACAACAACAACCAGAAACCCCUGGGCAAAGUGCAACCCCUGCGUCCAAAGUAACUUGGGCGGCUUUGUUUGGUGCGGCUUUAGCUCAUGGUUGCGUGGCGUUAAUAACACGACUUGCUGCUGAUCGCUCUAAAGUGCCAUCGCUGGAGCUCCUCUUCAUCCGGUCUGUGCUCCAGAUCUUCUCUGUUCUGGUUGUCUGCUACAGUGGUGAGCAGCCUCUCGGACCGAAGGGCUACAGAAUGCGCCUGUUCCUCUAUGGGGUGACAAACGUUAUCUCCAUCACCUGCGCCUACACGUCCUUUGCUAUCGUUCCCCCGAGCAACGGGACCAUCAUGUGGAGAGCCACCACCACUGUCUUCAGCGCCGUGUUGGCUUUUCUGUUGGUUGACGAGCGAUUGGGCUACUCUGACAUUGUCACCGUGGUCUGCAGCGUCUUUGGACUUUGCCUGGUGAUGAUCCCCAACAUCGUCGAUGAAGACAAUUCCUACGUGGGCAUUUGGAAGGAAGCCUUUGGUUACACCAUGACAGUCAUGGCAGGGUUGACCACAGCGCUGUCCAUGAUCAUUUACAGAGCUAUCAAAGAAAAAGUUAGCAUGUGGACUGCGCUCUUUACCUUUGGUUGGACAGGUACAAUUUGGGGAGCGUCCACUAUGUUUAUUCUUCAAGAGCCCAUCAUACCAUUGGAUGGAGAAACCUGGGGCUAUCUAUUUGGGAUCUGUCUCUGUUCUACUGUGGCUUUCCUAGGUGUGUAUUAUGCAUUAAACCGGUUUCACCCAGCGUUAGUUAGCACGGUUCAACAUUUAGAAAUUGUAGUGGCUAUGAUUCUCCAGCUGUUGGUACUCCGCAUGUUUCCAUCAGUUUAUGACCUUAUUGGUGGGGCGAUAAUCAUAUUCAGUGUCUUUGCUCUGACAGGCUACAAGCUUUACCGCGUCAGACAAAAUAGCAGGAGAGAUUACCUGGAGAUAACCGAUUCCCCUAUCAAAUGAGUGCCAAUAAUGCCGUAAAAUUGUCAGAAAAUGUUAAAUGUAAGCAAGCGCAGAGCUCAACUCUAUGAAUGUCAAGCAAUGUGCAAUGUUUUUGUAUCGUGGUGUUGAAAGAUGGUUAUUUGUGUUACCUUCUCUUGGAAUAUCGUGUGGAAUAAAAUGUGCGGCAGACAAUUUUAGAGAGUAUGUACUUAUUAAUGACUGAUACCCAGUGUUACAUUUACAUACAGUACUCCAUUUCCCUCCCAUGUAGGAGAAUGAGUAAGUUUGCAUGUAUAUUUUGUCCAGAAGUCUGAAAGGUUUUGUCCAGCUACGAUAUUAAUCCUUCGGUAUAGAAACUAAUGAAAUUAGUGAUUUUAAUAAAAGCAUUGUCGUGAAUAUUGCACAAAUUAUAAUUUUAUAGUCAGUUGAAGUGCAU
This is a messenger RNA of Callorhinchus milii (elephant shark), 1836 nucleotides long. RefSeq names its product solute carrier family 35 member G2. The record is from RefSeq and is a predicted model, not a curated record. The coding region runs from base 162 to 1421 and encodes 419 amino acids. The transcript has 2 exons. Gene Ontology annotation, cellular component: membrane. NCBI's taxonomy places the organism in Eukaryota, Metazoa, Chordata, Chondrichthyes, Chimaeriformes, Callorhinchidae.